AUGGAAAUUGCUAUUUCUCGAACAGCGGAGUGCACUUUUCUGGAGGAUGCCAUGCCUCCUUCCCAGCAGAGCCAAGAAAACAAAGCCAGCAUUAUGAGGGACACGAAUCAUACUGGUGGACAUAAUAUCUGCGAGUCUUCUGUUCAAUACGGUGUUCAAGCAGCCCAGGCACUGGCCAGUACCCUCUCACGAAGGGAACUCAUUGUGAUCUACCUUCUCAUCUGGGUCGCCAUGUUUGUCUACGACAUGUCUACAGGAGUCACUCGGCUUCUGAACCCCUACGUGACAAGCGCUUUUGAAGAACAUUCUCUGACUGCAACCACCUCGGUCAUCGCCAGCUUUGCAGGCGGAAUUUCUCAAAUCCCUUAUGCCAAGCUAAUUGACGUAUGGGGACGUAUUCAUGGCCUUGCUGUGAUGGUUCUCUUUAUGACUGUUGGUACGGCGAUGAUGGCAGCUUGUCAAAAUGUUGAGACCUACUGCGUCGCACAAGUUUUUUACAACAUCGGAUCUUACUGUAUCUCGUUCAGUAUCACACUAUUUGUUGCUGAUACCACGCCUCUUCGCAGUAGGGCAAUUUUGAUAGGGUUCACCUCAUCCCCGUCAAUCAUCACAAACUGGCUACAUGGCCCUAUCGCGGAGGGUAUCUUGGAUAGAAUUGGGUUCAGGUUUCAUGCAAACUGCUGCUUCUUCCUAGCGAGUUGGUCCCGAUGA
This is a messenger RNA of Penicillium antarcticum, 711 nucleotides long. Its product is annotated as siderophore iron transporter-like protein mirB. The transcript has 2 exons. Gene Ontology annotation, molecular function: transmembrane transporter activity. Gene Ontology annotation, biological process: transmembrane transport. The record is from RefSeq and is a predicted model, not a curated record. Lineage: Eukaryota; Fungi; Ascomycota; Eurotiomycetes; Eurotiales; Aspergillaceae. The coding region runs from base 1 to 711 and encodes 236 amino acids.